GCCGUCCCGAAGCAAACGACGCUCCUCGCUGCACUCUUCGGUCGUCUACGGACCUAGAGUGUUCGUUCUGUUCACCGAACCGGUGUGGUCAGCGUGUGUCACUGCGAUUUAAUCGACGUGUCGUCGGUGAGAAUCAGUGCGAUCAAGGAAGACAGGAUCAGAAUGUGGCGUGAUCCUCCUGGAGGAGGGUAUAACAUACCCACCUAUUUAACGAUGAUGCUUCUCUUAGCUCUCCUGGCAUUGACAAACGUGGCUUGCGCUGAGGACGAAUCCAUGGGACCAGUAUUUGUCAAGGAACCACCAAACCGAGUUGACUUCUCUAAUGGAACUGGAGCUGUCGUCGAAUGCCAGGCCAGAGGAAACCCCCAACCGGAUAUCAUCUGGGUUCGUGCUGACGGAAGCGCUGUUGGAGACGUUCCUGGACUCAGACAGGUCUUACCAAAUGGGAACUUGGUCUUCCCUCCUUUCCGCGCCGAGGAUUAUCGUCAAGAGGUUCACGCUCAGGUUUACAGCUGUCUGGCACGUUCCCCGGCAGGUUCAGUUCACAGCCGAGAUGUCAACGUGAGAGCCGUGGUCCAGCAGUUCUACGAGACGAGGGUCAUCGACGAGUUCGUCUUGCGCGGCAACACGGCAACCUUGAAGUGUCUGGUCCCUAGCUUUGUGGCGGAUUUCGUAGACGUGAUCGAGUGGCUGGCUGUCGAGGACGGGUCCACGUACUCCGCGAACAGCCAAGAAGAAAAGGAUGGGAAAUACCUGGUGCUGCCGUCCGGUGAGCUUCACAUUCGCGAUGUCGGGCCCGAGGACGGAUACAAGACCUAUCAGUGCCGUACCAAGCAUAGACUCACAGGAGAGACAAGACUGUCUGCCACCAAGGGACGUCUCGUCAUCACCGAACCAGUCGAUUUCGCAAAGCCAAAGUUCUCGACGAUCGACAAGAGCCGAACGGUCGAGAUUUCGAAAGCUCAGGGCGGUACAUUGCAGUGUCCUACUCAGGCGUAUCCUGUCCCAGUUUUCAAAUGGUACAAGUUCAUCGAGGGCUCGUCACGUCGUCAACCAGUUCAGCUGAACGAGCGCGUACGUCAGGUGAGCGGUACACUGAUCAUCCGCGAGGCUCGCGUCGAGGAUUCUGGCAAGUAUCUGUGCAUCGUGAACAACUCGGUCGGUGGCGAGAGCGUGGAGACCGUCCUCACCGUAACCGCCCCGUUGGCCGCCGAGAUCGAACCCAGCACGCAGACCAUCGACUUCGGAAGACCGGCUACGUUCACCUGCAACGUCAGAGGAAACCCGAUCAAGACUGUCUCCUGGCUGAAGGAUGGCAAACCACUUGGACUGGAAGAGCCGGUACUGAGAAUCGAGAGCGUGAAAAAGGAGGACAAGGGGAUGUACCAGUGCUUCGUUAGAAAUGACCAAGAAAGCGCCCAGGCGACUGCUGAAUUGAAACUUGGCGGACGAUUCGAACCCCCGCAGAUUCGCCAGGCAUUCGCCGAGGAGACUCUGCAGCCGGGGCCGAGCAUGUUCUUGAAAUGCGUGGCCAGCGGAAAUCCGACUCCUGAGAUCACCUGGGAACUCGAUGGGAAACGAUUGUCCAACACCGAGAGGCUUCAAGUCGGGCAGUACGUAACAGUGAACGGCGACGUGGUUUCACACUUGAACAUCUCCAGCAUUCACACGAACGACGGCGGUCUCUACAAAUGCAUUGCUGCCUCAAAGGUUGGAUCCGCGGAGCACUCUGCGCGUCUCAACGUUUAUGGUUUGCCCUUCAUCCGCCACAUGGACAAAAAGGCCAUCGUCGCCGGCGAGACACUUCGCGUGACCUGCCCGGUUGCCGGAUAUCCGAUCGAGAGCAUCGUGUGGGAACGAGACACCAGAGUUCUGCCGAUCAACAGGAAGCAGAAAGUCUUCCCGAACGGCACGCUUAUCAUCGAGAACGUCGAGAGGAUGAGCGAUCAGGCUACGUACACCUGCGUGGCGCGCAACGCUCAAGGCUACAGCGCUAGAGGAACGUUGGAAGUUCAAGUCAUGGUUGCACCGGAAAUCGUGCCGUUCGUGAUCGGCGAGGGACCAGCGAAUUGGGGGGACACCGUGACCGCGACGUGCACGGUACUGAAAGGUGAUCACCCGAUCCAGAUCGAGUGGGCGUUGAACGGCGAGCCGAUUUCGCGUAACCAUUACGACAUAUCGAUAGUGAACACCAGCAAGCGUGUCAGCGUACUGACGAUCGACGCUGUGACAGCGAGACACGCCGGCGAGUACACGUGUUCCGUGAGCAACGCAGCCGGUGGGACGAGUUACUCCGCAUCUCUCGCCGUGAACGUCGCUCCGCAUCUGCAGCCGUUCUCGUUCGACGAGGCCAACUCCGGCGAUCUGAUAAUCGUCCAUUGCGCGGUCGUGAAGGGGGACACGCCGAUUUCGCUCAAGUGGUUGUUCGAGGGACGCCAUUUAGAAGUAGGCGACGGAGUGGGUAUCACCGCGUUGGGGGAUAGAGUGUCCGCACUGACGAUCCCCGCAGUCAGGGGAGAGCACGCCGGGGAGUAUGCUUGCGUCGCCGAUAAUCCAGCCGGUCGUGCUAGGCACAGCGCCCAUCUCAAAGUGAAUGUACCUCCGCGCUGGAUUCUGGAACCAACUGAUAAGGCAUUCGCUCAGGGCUCCGACGCGCGCGUCGAAUGCAAAGCUGACGGUUUCCCAAAGCCCCAGGUCACAUGGAAGAAAGCUGCUGGAGAUACACCGGGCGAUUAUACCGAUUUGAAACUGAGCAAUCCAGACAUCAGCGUCGAGGAUGGAACCCUGUCAAUCAAUAACAUUCAGAAGACGAACGAAGGCUAUUAUCUGUGCGAGGCUGUAAAUGGAAUUGGCGCAGGGCUCUCGGCUGUUAUUUUCAUCUCGGUUCAGGCUCCGCCUCAUUUCGAGAUCAAACUGAAGAAUCAAACGGCAAGACGCGGAGAACCGGCUGUGUUGCAAUGCGAGGCUCAAGGCGAGAAACCAAUUGGCAUCUUAUGGAACAUGAACAACAAGAGAUUGGACCCGAAGAGCGAUUCUCGUUACACCAUCCGCGAAGAAAUUUUGGCUAACGGCGUACUGUCUGAUCUGAGCAUCAAGAGAACCGAGAGAAGCGACUCUGCCCUGUUCACUUGUGUUGCUACCAAUGCCUUUGGAAGCGAUGACACCAGUAUUAACAUGAUUGUACAAGAGGUUCCUGAAGUUCCAUACGGUCUGAAGGUAUUAGACAAGUCCGGACGAUCGGUUCAAUUAUCCUGGGCAGCACCGUACGACGGAAACAGCCCUAUCAAACGCUAUGUCAUCGAAUACAAGAUCAGCAAAGGUUCAUGGGAAACAGACAUCGACAGAGUGUUGGUACCUGGAUCGCAACAGAACGUAGCUGGCGUUUUUAACCUGAGACCUGCCACCACAUAUCAUCUGAGAAUCGUUGCUGAGAACGAAAUUGGCGCGUCUGAUCCAUCUGAUACUGUCACAAUUAUCACUGCUGAAGAAGCUCCCAGUGGCCCACCAACCUCUGUUCGCGUUGACGCUCUUGACCAGCACACUCUUAAGGUAACAUGGAAACCACCCCCACGAGAAGACUGGAACGGCGAGAUUCUUGGAUACUAUGUUGGCUACAAACUCUCCUCCUCCUCUGAUUACAUUUAUGAAACUGUGGACUUCUCGAAGGAAGAUGGAAAGGAACACCAUUUGCAGAUCAUGAACCUGAAGACCUACACUCAAUACAGCGUUGUCGUUCAAGCAUUUAACAAAGUUGGAUCGGGACCAAUAAGCGAGGAACGAAGACAACAUACUGCUGAAGGAGUGCCUGAACAACCACCUCAUGACACUACUUGCACCACUUUGACUUCUCAAACUAUCAGAGUUUCCUGGAUGUCGCCACCUCUUAGCGCUGCCAACGGAGUCAUUACUGGCUACAAGGUUAUUUACGGACCAUCUGAUACCUGGUACGAUGAGAACACCAAGGAUACCAAGAUCACUUCCUCCAGUGAGACUAUUUUACACGGAUUAAAGAAAUAUACCAACUACACUAUGCAAGUUCUGGCUUUCACUUCUGGCGGCGAUGGAGUUAAAUCUGCACCUAUUCACUGUCAAACGGAACAGGAUGCCCCUGAAGCACCUAUUGCGAUCAAGGCACUUGUUAUGUCGGCUGAAUCGAUUCUCGUUUCGUGGCGUCCACCAAGCCAACCAAAUGGAGUGAUUACCCAAUAUAUUGUUUACACCAAGGCAGACAACGCGGAAGAACCAACUAGCCAGAAAGUACCACCAAAUCAAUUAACUCACGAGGCAUCUGGAUUGGACAAACAGCGCAGAUAUGACUUCUGGGUAACUGCUAGCACCAACAUUGGAGAAGGAGAGGCUUCAAAAAUCGUGGCAUUGGCGCCAAGCGUACGAGUACCGGCAAAGAUCGCAUCGUUCGACGACAAAUUCACUGCUACCUAUAAGGAGGAUGUAAAAUUACCCUGCCUGGCUGUUGGUGUACCUGCACCGGAAGUUACAUGGAAAGUACGUGGCGCCGUUCUCCAAUCUAGCGACAGACUGCGACAAUUGCCCGAGGGAUCGUUGUUCAUCAAGGAAGUGGAUCGUACCGAUGCUGGAGAAUACUCUUGCUACGUCGAGAACUCGUUUGGACAUGAUACCGUUACGCAUCAAUUGAUUGUUCAUGCUCCCCCACACUCACCACAGGUUACUCUUACUGCUACGACUACUAAUUCAUUGACCAUGAAACUGAGACCUCAUCCUACCGAUAAUGCUCCGAUCCAUGGAUACACCAUUCACUACAAGCCUGAGUUUGGCGAUUGGGAAACUGCUCAAAUCAGCUCCACGGCUCAGAAAUACACACUGGAGAAUCUGUGGUGUGGCUCGAGAUAUCAGAUCUACGUUACAGCAUACAACGGAAUUGGAACUGGCGAUCCCUCCGACAUGCUCAACACUCGCACCAAAGGCUCGAAACCGAUCAUCCCUGAAGCUGCUAGAUUCAUCGAAGUUUCCACCAACAGUAUCACCCUGCAUUUGAGCGCCUGGUCUGACGGUGGCUGCCCAAUGCUCUACUUCGUCGUCGAACAUAAGAAGAAGCACCAACAGGAAUGGAAUCAGGUCUCGAACAACGUGAAACCCGGCGGAAACUUUGUCGUUUUGGACCUGGAUCCUGCUAGUUGGUAUCACUUGCGUGUCACCGCUCACAACAACGCUGGUUUCGCUGUGGCCGAGUACGAAUUCGCGACACUGACCGUAACCGGAGGUACGAUCGCGCCGCCCGUACGCAACAGCGGUAACGACAACACGGACGUCAGGCGUUAUUUCCCGUGGUUACCAAGUUGGCUCGACGUGAACGUGGUUGUACCGGUCGGAGCUACGGUUGUUGUGAUUAUUGUAGGCAUUGUUGUGAUUUGCGUCGCUCUGUCUAGAAGAACUCGAGGCCCGGAGCAAACACGGCUGCGAGGUAUCUCAUCAGCCGACGAGAAAUAUUACGAAGGACAAUACGACGUGGUAUAUCAACAAACUGGUGUCGGCGGAGCUACGCUUGACAAACGCAGGCCGGAUCUUCGCGACGAGCUUGGAUACAUCGCCCCGCCGAAUCGCAAACUACCACCUGUCCCUGGCUCCAACUAUAACACCUGCGAUCGCAUCAAGCGAGGUACAGUGAUAAGUGGAACAGGCUCGAUAAGAAGCCACUCGACGUGGGAUCCCAGACGACAUAUGUACGAGGAAUUGAAUCAUUGCGCGCCCAACCGAAGAUGCCCACCACCACCCCGUAUGGGCAGUGCUGAAGCUCUCUCGCACAGAGGCAUGGAGGAUGAGAUCUGCCCGUACGCUACUUUCCACCUUCUUGGUUUCCGCGAAGAAAUGGACCCGAGCAAGGCUAUGCAAUUCCAGACUUUCCCACACCCUGGCAAUGGACACUCUGGCACUAUGGGACCACCUGUUGGACAUCCUACUAACGCUUCAGCUCACAGCCGCUCUGGAUCUCAAUCUAUGCCCCGUCAAAACGGUCGCUACUCUCGCGUCCCAUCACAAGGGGGCGGCAGCGGAACCCACAAUGUCUUCUCUCCUGAAUACGAUGACCCGGCAAACUGUGCUCCGGAGGAAGAUCAGUAUGGCUCUCAAUACGGACAAUACGGCGCUCCCUACGAUCAUUAUGGAUCUCGCGGCUCAGUCGGACGUCGCAGCGUAGGAUCAGCUCGUAACAUCCCCGUUUCUGGAUCACCCGAACCACCACCACCGCCACCAAGGAACCACGACCAGAACAACUCGAGCUUCAACGACAGCAAAGAGAGCAACGAGAUCAGCGAGGCAGAGUGUGACCGCGAUCAACUUGUGAACCGCAACUACGGCGUGAAUGCUCGCGGCAAGGACGGCAUGACCACCGAGGAGAUGCGUAAACUCAUAGAGAGGAAGCCAAACGAAGCCCCCAGCCGGCAAGCCGGUGCCGGCCACGGCGGUCACGGGGGACUCCUCACACCCUACGAUACUGUGGCAGUGUAACCUGUAAAUCAUCUUCCGUGGUCUUCCGUCUCUCUCGUCACCAGCGCCCGAAGACACGAGAGAAGCGGAAAGAGUGCGCACGCUGACUCUUCCCCCGGUGCUGUCGUCGGUCCAAAUUGCAACGAUACAUCAGGAAAAUCACCAUCGUCGCGAGUAGAUAGAUUCGGUCCACCGCAUUAGGCGGCACGCUCGUUUAGACGUUUCGCUUCAACCAAUCCAGUCGGAUUUACCGCGGCGGCGACGAUAUUUGCCUCCUGAAGGGACCGUCUUCUUCGUCUUCGACCAUAUCAUUUUAUUCCAUUUUUGGCCUUUCUCUAUUUCGAUCUCGCGUUUUUUCGCAUAAGCGUCACUCGUUCUUGCUCAAUUGUCGACAAGGCCAUACUUACGAAACUGCCAAAUUGAUUGACUGCCGAUCAAGGCGAAGGGAUCAUUUUCAUUCGAGGGGCAAACCGCGUCGUUUCGCGUUUACAUUAUAUGCACGAACCAAUCCAUGGAUACCAUCGACACGUCGUAAACGAGUGUCUUAUUAGAAAACGAACACACCCGGCAUGUUCGUGUGAACGUUGGAGAAACGCGACUAGAAUCCGGCCCGCGACGCGUGCUCUCGGCGACGGUGCGUUUCACGGGGGUUUUCGGCGGUAUGUCCUAGGUUACAAUUGUCGCUUCCAAGCGCCACGAGUCACGGGAAGUAAACACGAGAUACAUUAGUUACUCGCUUUUUAAGUCAUGGUUGUGCCACACUGCCGCUCCCCGCAGGCAUAUGAUAUUACACGUACAUAUAUAUAUGAUGUAUACAUAUAUGUAUAUGUAUACAUAUAUAUAUGAUGAUAUUAUACAUACAUAUAUACAAUUUAUAAUUUCGUAACGAAGGUUGUGUCCCUGUUUUUUGGCGAUCGACGAUCUUGAGUCUCGACGUCGCGGAGAGCAAGUGUAGAGAGCACUGUUUUGCGACAGUGUCGCAGAGAGUGCGUCGUCGUUGUCGUCGUAGCAAGUUAGUCAGACAACAAACAACAGGUCGCAUCGAUGCCGUGGUGGCGUCUGGUCCCGAUAUUUCUUCCGCCGCGGAAAUUUCACGAAAAUUUCUUUCAUCGCCGAUCGACUUAUCCGUAGGAAGAACGCGGCACGCUGAAUCGCUUCAUCACGAUUCGAAACGCGAAAUUGUCAGCCGACCACACACAUACACACAUACAUACAUACACACACACACACACACACACACACAUAUACACACACCAUACAUGCCAUACGUCGAAAAGAGAGAGGAUAACGCGCAAGCACACACCACGCUCGCUGUCGAUUUUUAAUCGUCCUAUAUAAUAUUUAGUCCGCUAUACACACACAUAUAUUCGCAAGCUAAUCUCGAUCAAUUAUGAACGUACGUGAAUUUACUGAUAAAAGCGACGAUGAUAUUAUACGUGUAAGCAAUUCGAGCUACAAAUACCGAUUUAAACAUAAGUAGGGCAUAAGUCGGACGGAUGGUCGCGAGGUGCGCCGUUUCACUUUCGUUGAAUGGUGACGCGUCGAGCAUAGAUAAACAAACAGAAAAAUCUUAAACAAACAGGAAUCACGAUUAGAUAGAGAGUGCGAUUAGAUAUGGCGAAAUGAGGAUAAGAAAAGA
Messenger RNA from Frieseomelitta varia, 8101 nucleotides. RefSeq names its product Down syndrome cell adhesion molecule-like protein Dscam2 (gene Dscam1). Lineage: Eukaryota; Metazoa; Arthropoda; Insecta; Hymenoptera; Apidae. The transcript has 31 exons. The record is from RefSeq and is a predicted model, not a curated record. Gene Ontology annotation, biological process: homophilic cell-cell adhesion; dendrite self-avoidance; axon guidance. The coding region runs from base 163 to 6483 and encodes 2106 amino acids. Gene Ontology annotation, molecular function: cell-cell adhesion mediator activity. Gene Ontology annotation, cellular component: axon; plasma membrane.